AUGCCAAUCUGCAUUGAAUGCUCGUAUCCGGUCUCGCACCUGUACAGCGCCUACAGUCGUGCGGAUGACCGCUCUCAGGGCAAGGGUGUCCGACUGACCCAGUGUCCGCGCUGCCAGCGGUUCGCCGAUAAAUAUGUCGAAUACGAUUUUGUGGUCAUUUUUAUCGACCUCGUGCUCAUCAAGCCCCAGGUGUAUCGCCAUCUUCUCUUUAAUCGGCUCGGACGAGACGACAACCUCUUCGAUCGAUCGAUCAUUCGGCUUGGAGUUCUGUUGUUGCUGUUUGACGUCUACUUGACCUGGGCUCGUCUCGAGAGAGAUCCCUCCCUCGCCACCACUUUUAUUGCCCGCACUCCCAUCGUCGUUCAAUACCUCUUUUUCCUGACACUCAAUGCGAUCGCAACCCUUGCGCAUCACUUUACUGUCCGCGUUCUGGCCUCCUUACUAGUCCCGCAGUCCCAUCGCUACAGCGCCCCCGUCCCCGAUGCCACUUGCCCGCCGCCCAGUGGUGCAGCCAGUCUCGGCGACUCGACGACGACGACGACCACCCCCUUCCCGUCGGCGAGCAACGGGGGACAGCAAUUGAGCUCACUCGGGUUACCCGCCGCGAAGUUGACACCAAAUCUACACACCAGUGUCUCGACCGAGACCACAUCACCUCAAGACGCCUUCUCCGCGAUGACCCAGGCGCAAGUCUCAUUACCACAGCGCUCAUCGCACGCCCCUCCGUUGCAGCGCGUAUCCACGGCGCCUAUUCAAAACAUUCGACCCCUUCCACCCCCUACAGCCGCAAGCCCAACUGCUAUUAGUACUGCGCUGCUAGUGAGCAGUUGCGCGAAGCUGUUCCCUAUUCUCCUGGUGAUAUGGGGUGCAGACGGUAUUCACACUGGUCUUGCUAAUCCCUCGGCUCCGCAGAGCGCCGUUCGUAAGGGGAUUGGCGCCUCCAAGGCGGCGCUUUCAUCAGCCCGCGAUACCUCUGCGUCACCCUCCCUGUUGGAAUCUUAUCUGGCUUCCGCUGAGGUCUUGCUGCGGCCAUAUUUGCCCACGCAGUACCUCACGGGGCUGUUUAACCUGCUCGCUUCGUUGCUGUCCUUGGGCGUGGUAGAUGCGCAUCUCGUGCUUUUAAGUAAUAUCGAGGCAUUGUACAUCCUGCUCGGGUGUGGUUACUUGCGAUCCGUGGUCGUUGCAGUCGCAGGGCAAGUGGCAAGGUGGGCGGUUCAAAGAGUGAUACUUGGAGCGGUUGGGGUUGGAUGA
Molecule: messenger RNA, 1251 nt
Organism: Penicillium oxalicum
Lineage: Eukaryota; Fungi; Ascomycota; Eurotiomycetes; Eurotiales; Aspergillaceae
Product: sterol homeostasis protein ARV1
Exons: 4
Coding region: 1-1251 (416 amino acids)
Biological process (GO): sphingolipid metabolic process; regulation of plasma membrane sterol distribution; intracellular sterol transport
Cellular component (GO): Golgi apparatus; cortical endoplasmic reticulum
Source: RefSeq, a predicted model, not a curated record